Molecule: messenger RNA, 3058 nt
Organism: Danio aesculapii
Lineage: Eukaryota; Metazoa; Chordata; Actinopteri; Cypriniformes; Danionidae
Gene: rbm7
Product: RNA binding motif protein 7
Exons: 5
Coding region: 90-848 (252 amino acids)
Biological process (GO): regulation of alternative mRNA splicing, via spliceosome
Cellular component (GO): nucleus
Molecular function (GO): single-stranded RNA binding
Source: RefSeq, a predicted model, not a curated record
AGGCGUUUUAAAGACAGACGGGAUGGUCAUACAUUUAAGCUAACUAGCAGAGUUGACGCGAUUAACCGACUGGAUUAUUAAUUUAAAAAAUGGGAAUAGCCGACGAGGCUGACAGGACUCUGUUUGUUGGGAACUUGGACCCACAAGUCACAGAAGAAGUUAUAUUCGAGCUGUUUUUACAGGCUGGGCCAUUGAUCAAGGUUAAAAUCCCUAAAGACAAUGAAGGAAAGUCGAAACUGUUUGCGUUUGUGAACUUCAAGCAUGAAGUGUCAGUGCCCUAUGCCUUGAACUUGCUGAAUGGAAUUCGUCUGCAUGGACGACAACUCAACAUAAAGUUCAAAACAGGCAGCAGUCAUAUUAAUCAGGAAGGCAAGAGUCCAGCAAACUCUCAAAACCCCAGUCCAGCAAAUACACCGGGUCACCGCGGUGGAAGAACCCCAGAGCAGAUGGGCUCUCCGUCAUACUCCCCUCCACAGCACAUGCAGAGGUCUUUCUCUUCACCAGACACACUGCAGAGACAGGCCAUGAUGAACAACAUGUGGCAGGUUCAGAUGCAGCAGUUGCAAAUGCUCAACGGAGCCUUCCAGCAGGGCGUGCAGCAGCUGCGGGGGAAUGCAGACGGAGGCUGGUCUGGGCACCGCGGGCAGCGCCACUCGCCCCAAGACAACAACAACCAUCAAGGCAGAGAUCAGCGGCACGGGAACGGAGCAAACAACUAUGAGCGGAAUCGGCGAGAUGGGCAGCAGGGCGAUUUCUACCACCAUGAUGACCGAAGUGGAGGACAUAACAGAAACUACCCACCCGACAGACGGAGAGACUCCAGAGAGGGGCGAUGGAAACACUUUUAAACUCGAGUUGCAUUUUAGUUUAGUUUUUUAAUUGACCGUUUUUAUAAUCUUUUGUUACCCUUUUUAAUUUUUAGGUAUCCUAUUUUGGUGGACUGCGUCUUACUGUUUUUUUUAAAACAAAAAAUUAGCCAUGCGGCUGUUUAGGGGGAAAAAAUACAUAGGCGAUUUUUGAAAAGACGCAAGAAAAAAAAGGAGUAAGCAAUUGGCCUUUUUGUGUGCAGGCCUGUUUUUAAAAUCUAUAUUUCAGUCUCAGAUGGAUGCCUGUUUAUAUUAUUUUAUUAUUAAGAAUGUCCUUUUCAGGAAAAAAAAAAAAACAUUUCUGUGUAACCUCAAAAUUGAUGUGCUAUGGUGGAAUUUGUGUUUUCAACAUUUGUAAUUUCUCAGGAUUUCUCAUUCUGAUUAAUAGAAAGAAAAAAAAAGUUUUCAAAUGCUUUGGGUUUUUUAAAAAACAUUGUUUUUUUUAAUUAUUAUUUUUCUAAAUGUACUCUAGGAAUGAGACUAUAGGACAGUGUUGACUCUUAAGCAUUCAAGACAGUCUGUGACAUCUGAGCAAUUCCUUGUUUUAAUACUUUUGUAAAUACACCAUUUUUAAUGUCCAGUGGCAAGUUUGGUUCUUCAUUUUCUUGUCAUUGAGUACGUUUACAUGGACACCAAUGAUUAGAUUUUAAUACGAUUAAAACAGUACUCUGAUUAAGAGUCGACCAUAUCAACUGAGAUUUGGAUAAAUGUAGUCUGAUUAAGGUCAUAAUCAAAGUAAACGGUAAUCGGAUUAAGACAUCUGGAGUAUGCCAAUAUUAGUCGCAUUAUAGAAGUGCAGUACGGACAUGUAAACACCGCAAUCAAACUAUCACCAUCGUGUAGGAUUUUUGGCACAUUUUGCGACAGGAUAUUCCAGCCUGAUCUCACGAGAAAACGUAAGUAUUUUACGUUUUGUCAGUUUAGUGGCUAAUUCGUACGAAAUUGUACGAUUUUAAAAAGGAGGCGUGGCUCCAAACCCCACCCCUAACCCAACCGUCAUUGGGGGAUGAGCAAAUCGUACUAAACUGUACGAAUUAGAUCGUACGAAUUCAUACGAAUUAGCCACUAAAUCAAAAAGUUACGAAUUGCCGUGAGAUUGUGUUGGAUAUUACAUUCACACACUGCUGUUUGACACUAUUCUCUGCACCUACCGAGUCAGUGAACGACCACAGUGCCCCAGCUUCGUGAAAUGCAGAGGUUUUUUGCCGAUAUGGCAUGCGGUAUGAAAACAACACUCCUCCAGCAGUUCAUACUCGCAUCAAAUAUCUCAUUUGUCACGGGGGCAUGAAUGAAAUGUUCCUGAAUGAAAGUAAAAAGUGCCAAACUGCAGUUAAAAUUGACAAAUUAAAAAAAGAAACGCCUGAAAUUACAUGAAACUCCGUAGGAAAGCGCGGUGAUACAAUGACGUUAAUCGAAUUAUGUGUUAUAACAUGUAAAAUGGGAUCAUGAACGGAACAUUCAAAAAGCAACUCAUGUAAACACCUUCAUCUUAUUGUCUUAUUCAGAUUAAGACAUAGUUCGAUUGCUGAUGUCCAUGUAAAUGUAGUCAGUGACUGGUAUAUUUCUGUUGUGAAUGAAUGUUGUUGUGAACGUUGAAUAUAAUGUUCGUGUGGAUGUAAAGAGCACACGUUACACUACAUAUAAAAACACUUAUGUUGAUAGUGUUCUACCACUUUGAGGGAUGUAAACAAAGACAAUGGUCCCAACGUAAUUCCUGUUUUACAUUUUUUAAUUUCUAUAGCUUCCGAGUUACCAAAACAGAGCCACAUAUUGAUAUAUAAUGCUGUUUUAACAUUAAGAUAUGAUUGAAUUGCCUCUUGUUACAGUUAUGAAAUAGUUUAAUAACAAGCAGGAAAUGUACACGGGCCAAUGAUGUGACAACAUUGAAAUGGUCUACACUACAGUAAAUAAAUGUAACUGCAGUGCUCGUUGAAUCAUAAAAUUAGGGUCCUCAUAAUAAAUAGCUCACACAGGUAAUUCAGUGAUCUGUAGGUGGCGCUGUAAUUCAUUCUGGUGGAGUCUUGCAAACAGUGCAUCCAGAAAGUAUUCAUAGUGCUUCACAUUUUCCACAUUUUUUUAUGUUACAGCCUUACUCCAAAAUGGAUUAAACUCAUUUCUUUAUUAAAGGGACUAAGCUGAAAAGAAAAUGAAUGAGUUCAUAAAGCAGAUGAAAUAAAAAGUCUUGUUUCUUG